Molecule: messenger RNA, 828 nt
Organism: Aspergillus chevalieri
Lineage: Eukaryota; Fungi; Ascomycota; Eurotiomycetes; Eurotiales; Aspergillaceae
Exons: 3
Coding region: 1-828 (275 amino acids)
Biological process (GO): transmembrane transport
Molecular function (GO): transmembrane transporter activity
Source: RefSeq, a predicted model, not a curated record
AUGGCACGGGCCUUCGGAGGCUACUGGUGUGUCCUCACUGCCGUCUGCACUUUGAUGUGGGGAGUCUACUUUAUAUACGACCUCCCAGCCUCACUAUCAACCCCGUUACAAGCACAUCUAGGCCUUUCCGACUCGAAAUAUGCCUACCUCGUAUCUGCGCUGUAUACCGCAUACGCGACCCCGAAUACAAUUCUCCCCUUCUUCUGCGGGCCCCUAGUGCAACGCUUUGGCGAGAAAUUCGCCCUCCUGCUAACGCUCACCAGCGUGGUCUUUGGGCAGCUAGUAUUUGCGCUCUCCGUCCAGACCCAGUUUCAGCCCGGGAUGAUCUUGGGCCGGACCUUGUUCGGACUUGGAGGUGAGGUUAUGGGAGUAUUGGGAUCCGAGAUUACCACGCGAUGGUUCAGAGAUAAGUGCCUCUCACUGGCACUGGCGAUGAACCUCGCAUCGUGGAGGUUAGGCAGCGUUACCAAUUCGAUUCUCAUUCCGCGGCUGGCCAAAGCCCAUGGUGUAGUCGCUGCGGGCUGGAUGGGUACUGGAUUCUCGCUUGGGGUCUCUAUUCUGAGUGCGCUUUAUCUGAUAUCUAUCGAUGACUCUACAGGUGGGAAACGCACAGGUACAGAAGAGUCAAAUGAUGAAGAAGAGGAAACAGGAAUGAAUGUCAACCUCCUUGUCUCUCUCGCCCAAUGCCCCCGAAUUUUCUGGCAGCUAGGACUCCUUUGCAUGCUGGGAUACGGCAGCAUCAAUACGUUUACGAACUCGGCCCAGCGAUUUCUUGCAUUUACGUUCUAUGGUGGUGAUCAGCGCGCUGCUGGCUCAGCAACGAGGUAA